This is a messenger RNA of Mesorhabditis belari, 2622 nucleotides long. The record is from the annotation of a GenBank genome assembly. NCBI's taxonomy places the organism in Eukaryota, Metazoa, Nematoda, Chromadorea, Rhabditida, Rhabditidae.
AUGUCGGAUUCUUUACACCCUACCGACUGGGAGUCAACGAUCGACAAAUAUCAACAAAUUGAAACGGCCACCAUCGAAAAGUUGCAGUCAAUAAUACCAGCGUUGAAAGGAUUACAAGUUUCUCUUAGAGAACGUGGAAAAAAAUUCACAAUUGCAAACACAGCUGCGAAUGCAACAACUUGUGGGCUAUCGGUUCUAACCGUCAUUUUGACAAUAACCAUUCCAUUGACAGCCGGCGCCACAACUCCACUUGCCUUAGCCGCCGGUGUUGCGGCUGUUGGCACAGGUGCAACCUCUGUCGGAAUCAAUAUAGCUGGGAACAUUGUUGAUGCUCACGCUUUGACAGACGAAAUUCAAGAAGUGUUGACGAUUCCGAUCACUGGAUUGAGUCUGUACAUUGAGCGUGUUGCGGAGCAGAGGAGAAAUGAGAUUGUCCGAUUGCGAGAGAUGUCAAAUUCGAUAGACUAUGCCAGUUUUUUCGGCGCUUUCUUUCACAGUCUUGGGCGUUUUGCGGCACUAGGCGGAUUUGCGGCACGUGGUUUACUUGAAGUAGCGGCAAAAGCGCUGCCACGUCUCGGGCUAGCCGCUGCUGGUGUCGUCUUAUCAGCAGCCGUCGAUUUUGUCUUUUUGGGUAUCAACAUACGCGAUUUGAUCACAGGAGACACGAGCUCUCGAGCAAAUCAAUUAGAGAAGCUCAUCGCUGACGUCAAGGAUCUGAUUGAUUGGAUUCGGGAGGAUGUUCAAAGGCGACGAGAGAUCUACUUUCUCGAAGAAGUAGCUUCUUUGAUGGAAAUGGCUCAAAUGCUUAAGUUGGUAAAAACAAAGACGGGGGAACCUGUUUGCGUGGACGUCUACUUCAAUGAAAUCCUUGAAAAGAUCAAAGACAUGCCGAGCCUCGUCGUCGGGAUUUGCGGCGUUCAACGGACAGGCAAAAGCUUUUUGCUUGAACUGCUCCGAAAAACCAUUCUCGACACAGGCAUCUUGGAUGAUCCAAAAACAGAAAUUGGGGAGCCACACAGCGUUCGCUAUUUUUCUGGCAAAAAACCGUGCACUCAAGACAUCGAAAUUUGGAGUGAGCCCUUUAUUUUCCAAGCACCAAAUGGACAAAAGUGGGCCAUUUUGCUAUUGGAUGCGCAAGGACUUUUUGACGAUCGAGCACCUCCAGAAGUGAACACGUUUAUCACUGGUUUCUUGGCAAUGUUUUGUGAUAUUCUGGUGUACAACGUGAAGCAAUUCAAUAUGAAUGAUUUCAAGAAUUUAACAGACCCAGUUGCAAUGUGUGACGAAAAGGAUAUACCUUUGGCCGAAAAAUCGAUUAUCUAUAUUCUCGAUCGAGACGCUGUGGAAGACUUUGGACAUCAUCCUGACUACUUUACCCAGGAUACUAUCCUCGCCAAUUACAAACACGAAUCAGAGGUGCUCAGAAGUACAUUUUCUGCCAUUCGACUAAUUUCGUUCCCUGAGCCGCCACCUUUUGUAAAGAAAGCCUCCUAUUUCACGCCGAUCACUCUCGGAAAUGGCUCGUCUACAAUCGACGAAGCGAUGUCCGAGUUUUUGGACACUUUUAAAGAGUUUCUGCAUUUGUUGAAAGGCGAUAUCAAAGAGAUGCAGCGACAUCGUCCAAAAGGUCGUUUCCUUCAUUUCAAGACUUUCGCCAAAAAUGCCAGCCAACUGAAGACAGAUGAUGUUCGAAAGAGUUCUGAGAUGUUCUGGCAGCUGAUUGCCAUGCAAGCUAGCACCGAGGCCUACACCAAACUUAUCGCUCACGUCAUUGAAAUUCAAGAUGGGGAUCUUCAAAAAAAUUUGCAGACCCUAAAACAACUGCAAGAAGAGGCGGACCAGCUGCUUCGAGAAAGACUGCAAGAAAAACCAGAUGAGUUUGUGGCUGAAGAAAUCCUCAAGUUCCAUAAGCUCUGUCAGCCCCAACUCGAGAAGAAAGUUGAGCAACUGCGCCUUCUCGCCUACGAGGCGAUGCUUGUCGAGCUUUGCGCAGCGCACAAGCAGCAAAUGAAAAGUCUUCGCGGAGCUGUUUCUGAGGUGCAAAACGUGCACAGCGCUUUCAAAGCCGAGCUGAAAACAAAGCAACGCGAAUUUAAAGAGGCUGCCUUUGAAAAUCACGAUUUGAGUCAACCAGCAAUGACGAAACUACUACGCAUCACACGAGUACAGGAGACAAAAAUUGAAGAGUGUUUGGGGUCAUCUCGUUUAAUCAAAAUUCGAGUUGCGUUCACAGACUUUGCAAAGCAACUUGCUCGUCGAGGAACCGAAAACAUUUUAAAAAUCGCCAAAGUGCUCGAUCUUUGCGGAAACAAGAAACCCGAGUUAAUUCAUCGUUCUUUUAAUGGAGAGCUCAAUAGGAUCAAGAAGGAAUUCAAAGUGAAAAAAGACGAGAUUCUCAAAGCAAACCCCUCUGUGCACGAAGAGCUCACCAUCAACAUCAUCGUCGAGGUUUACGCGAAUGAGAUCUUCCUACCGAUUCAGCAAGCAAUGGCUGAAGCGACAAAUCUCGUCAAUCAGAGGUGGAAAGAACAUCUUACCAGAAAAGCUAAGAAAUCUCGCUUUGCCGAGUAUCUGACGCUACUCCUUCAAGAUAGUGCUGAGCCAACUGCAAACUGCACAGCU